Daucus carota subsp. sativus is the source of this 4431-nucleotide messenger RNA. RefSeq names its product adhesin AWP3b. The record is from RefSeq and is a predicted model, not a curated record. Bases 416 to 3868 code for a protein of 1150 amino acids. Gene Ontology annotation, cellular component: cortical microtubule. The transcript has 7 exons. NCBI's taxonomy places the organism in Eukaryota, Viridiplantae, Streptophyta, Magnoliopsida, Apiales, Apiaceae. Gene Ontology annotation, biological process: cortical microtubule organization.
AGACAAAUUACAAGAUUUCAAAAGACAGAAUAACCAUAUAAAGUGUUGAAAACAAGUUGCCAACUACUACUAAACACUUUCCAUUUAUAAAGUGAAUAUGAUGAUGACGAUGAUAUAUCAGCAAACCCGUUAAUCAUCUUUUUCAUAAAUAAGUGGGGGCUUUUUUAUUUAGUAAAGGAAACAAACAACCCAACAAUCUCUCUGUUUCACAAAUUUUGUAUUUUGCAGCAGAUCCCACUUCUUGACUGGCAUUAUCCAUUCCUGGGCUUUUCAUUUUUACAAUUCUUGGAGCACUCAUUUGAAGAUUUUUGGGUGGUAGGAAUAGUAAUUAAAUUUGUUGCACUCACUGGAUUUUAUGUGGAUGCAAGAGUGUUGAAUUUCUGUGGCCAACCCGGGCGGUGCUCCUUCCCCAGAAAUGAAAUGCUCGACUAGAAGAGAGUUAAAAGAUGACAACUACAAGAGAGAGCAUAGUCUCAAGGGUGGAAUAUUAAUUAGAGAGAAGGAUGAGGAUCUUGCCUUGUUUAAUGACUUACAAAGCAUUGAAGCAGACAAUUAUUUACUCCAGUCAGACGACGAUUUUGAAGACGCAUGUGCCACAAAAUUGAGUUACUUUUCAGAUCGUAAGCUUGGAAUAUCUGUUCCCAUUCAAGGAGAAAGCAGCGAUAUAUUGAAUGUCGGGGAAGAAAAAAAUGAUUAUGACUGGUUAAUAACUCCUCCAGAGGCUCCUCUAUUCGAUUUCCUUGAUGAUGAGACAGAAUCUCUUGAUCUUGCACAGAGAGGCAGACCUCGAAGUUUACCUAUUUCAAUUUUAGGAUCCCCGAAGAUAGAGAGAAAUCGCAGAAGCAGUAAAGGUAGCUCUAGUCCAAAUCGUUUAAGCUCAUCUCCUCGGUCUGGAAAUAGUACAGUUCAAAAGAGAGGCGGGACAUCUUUAACAACUCUAUCAAGUCCAACCCCCAGUUCAAGAAGAUCAUCUUCUCCCCCAGGUAAACCCUCACCAUCUGCUCCAAGGUCAAGUAUGCCAACUCCUCAAAGGUUGAGUACGAGUUGUAUCAGUGGUUCAAGAGGUACAUCCCCUGUUAAGACAAGUAGAGGGAAUUCUGCCUCACCCAAAACAAGAGCCUGGCAGUCCAACAUUUCAGGGUUUUCUUUGGACGCACCUCCUAAUCUUCGUAGUUCGUUGGCUGAUCGGCCUGCAUCCGUUGUAAGGGGAUCCUCACCUGCAUCCAAUAAUGGCCGAGAUUCUUCCACCAGAUCUAGCAGACAUUCAAUGUCUCCCAUUGCUUUUAGAACUGUCAGUUCAUCUCAUAGUCAUAUUCAGGACCCUUUUAGUUCCCAUGCAAAAGAUGUAGUUGUAUCCUCUGAUGAUUAUGACGCAGAGUCCCUAUUAUCCAUUUCAGUAGGUACUUCUGAUCACUCGCCGGCCAAGAGGUUAGGCUCACUUGCAAAUAGUAGAGCUCCGACCUUUUCAAAGAAGCUACCCCGAGCAGGUGUCUGUAAUUCUACUUCAAAAAGAUCCUUGGACUCUGAACUUCGACAAAUGGAUCGACGGAAGAGUCCACAAAAUAUGUUCAGGCCUCUGUUAUCCAGUGUCCCUAGUUCAGCCUUCUAUGCUGAAAAAACAAGUGUUGUAAAUCAUGCAAUUACAUCUAGAAACUCGGUGACAGCUAGUAGUAUGACAAGCUCUGACCCAGCUACUAGCAGCACAGGUUUUACUGAAGCAAUCGAGAAGAACCAGGAGGAAAAAAUUAAUGAAUGUGUAGAUACUCCAUAUCUGGAUGCUCAGGAUGAUGUUUUCGCCUUCGAUAAGGAUGACCCCUUAAGCGAAGAAAAUGUUCAUGGAACCCAAGAUGAAUCUCUGAGCUCUCAUAAUGGCGAAUGUGAGGGAGGAGGUGUGGUUGACUGUAAUAUACAAGCUGGCUUAGAAUUUCAAAGUAACCAUGAUACCGCUGUGUCAGCUGCUGUCAAUUCUGAAGCUUUUGGGGUCAAAGGUGCUGCUUUGGAGGUUGAUGGUCAUGAAAACUUGGUACUCUGCACGAAUUGUGGACAACUGUAUAGUAGCAAUGAAUCCUUACUAGAGUACUUUACACUUUGUCCCGACUGCCGUUCAGAUGUGUUGAUGAUUGAUAACAGUAUUGCAGCAUCCACAAUUGUUACUGAGAACUCUCCAAGAGUGUCUACAGUGACUUUGAAGCCUUCAAAAUUAAUUGAUGCAGUGGAUUCUGCUAUAGCUGAACCCAAAUAUUCAGGGGUUUCUGGCAUGGUUGAACCAGUGACCAGCCAACAUGAAGAUAUCGUUGGGCAAAGUCGUACUUCCUAUGAUGAGUCAAUCUGGAACUUCUUGUCCACAGAUUUCCUAUCGAGGACACCAGUAGAAGAAGGUGAUUCAAGACAUGCAAACCAGCAAGUAGCUGGUCCAUCUAUUGCUAGCUAUUGUCUGCCAGAUGGCAACACAGGAGGUCAGCAUAUGCAGCAAAAUUUUGAAAAAUCAACUGUUAAAGUUGAUGCUUCAGGAGGAGGAGCAGGCAUUUAUGUACCAUUAAAUAGGUCAAGCAGUUGCAAAGCAUCAUAUGUACAAAGCAGGUCCUUUACAGCCAGCAGUUUAUCUUUUGAUGACCCGUCAUAUGUGAGAGAUAGUGCAAAUAGUUCUCGAGUUUCUCAUGGGCAUGGUAGUUUAUCUGCAUCAUCUUCUGUUGAUUGGGGCUCAUGCAGACGAACUAAUACUCGUCUUCAACGACAGUCAAGUGGUAGAAAAUCUGGUGUUGAAAUCAACAAGUAUGACAAAGGCGCGACUCACAGAAGAACCAGGUCAUCUCUAUCUAGAAUUUCAAAUGAUGGUUUUCAACCAUCAGGUCUCGCAACAAAUAUACCUGACUGUUCUGAUAGGUCCCUUACACAAGUGCAAUCUGACAUGAACAUAACAUUAACAGCUACGGAUGAGCUGCUGCUAUCUUCACGGAAUAUUGGAGAGGAUGAUGCAUGCAAUGUUUCAGAAACAAAUGAUAGUUGCAGAACGCUGAAUAUUUUUGCCACAGAAUCUUCAAGCCAUAUACUACAAAUGGAUCUAGAGGGCAGACAAGAUACUCCAUUUACAACUUCGGAAGGUUCUAUUUCACCAGACAAUGGAAAAGACCUAUCCGACAAUAGGAAGAAUGUUGGGGAUGUAGAAGCAUUAACCAAUCAUGUGAAGUGUUCCAUCAUAGUUGAGGAGACUACGCCCAGUUCGUUUGUUGAAAAGGUGAAAGUUACUGAAGUUCCUUCCCAAAGCUUAUUGGAGAUGGAAACUGAGACAAAAAUAGAGAUUGUUAAUGAUGGUUCUAGUGGUGCACAAUCUGAUGCUGUGUCCUUAGAUUCGAAAAGGAGCUUUGAUGAGUAUCAAGAAUCUCAGUCUACUGCCGCAGCUAAUAAAGUUACCACAUCAUUGCUUGUAGGAUCUGAUGUUUUAGAUCAAAAAAAUUGCACCCCGGAAAGCAAACGUGGAUCUAAAGCUGGAAGCAUGAUACCGGGUGAAGUGACUGAUACAAUACUCUUCUGCAGUUCUAUUAUUCAGAAGAUAUCCUAUGAUGCUGCCACAAUUGCAGUAGAAAAUGAAUUUCCUGAUCUGGUUGAAGUCUCUCGGCCAAUGGUAACUAUGUUGGGGACAAAAGGUCCUGAAAGAAAAGAUUCCCGUGAAAGAAUUAUAGUUAAGCGCACUUCAAAGCCACAAAGGGCUAAGCGGGUGGAAGCAGAUUUAAAACCUCCUAAUAGCAGCAAUGGGGAAGAAAAUGCUGAUGCCACUAAAACUCGUAUUGUUGGUGUUUCUAACAUUGAUGACGGUAAUAUGAAAGCACCUACAAAGUUGGAGUCCAAGUGCAAUUGUACAGUAAUGUAAGUCCACUUAAGCAUGCCCUUUCCGCAGCUGCCUAAUGAGCUCUUCAUCUUAAUUGGAAGAGAUGAAAGGGAUGCUCUAAAAUAUACAUUUGUGACUGGACGGAUGGUUGUCCAAGUGUGAUUUGUUGGUGCCCUUAGUAUAUUCAAAGUGGCAUCCUUUUGGUGACGUAUUCAUGUAAGAGUUCUCAGUCCUCAUAUAACGAGGCAUUGUGGGCUUUUAGUUAUGUAUGCAUCUUACACAGCUAGAGGAAGGCUGAGAUUUCUUUUUAGGGAUUGGGUGGAUGUUGAUUCGUCCCAAGCAUCUCAUCCCUUUUUCUUUUGGCGGUGGCUUUGGUAUGUUCACUGCCUAAUUAUUUAUUUGUUGUUUGUAUUGAUAUACGACUAGUCAAGAAAUAGGUGAGGAGUAAUGCAGAUGUUGUGUAGUACUGGCAGUGUUCCCUGUGAAUAUAAUGGUCCUCUGUUGAGAAUUUUUGCCUGAGCAAAUUUUCUGCUAACGAGGAACAAACGUGUAACAACUUGAAAACUAGUCCAAAAUAUGAAUUAUAUGUAUACAUAUUUCCAAUA